CGGAGAGACAAAACAUGUGGACCCAUCCAGUGAACAUUUCUAUGGCAACGUGGGAGCUUCAUUGAGAAGGAUCAUGGGAAGUGAUUCUGGAGUUGUUGAAGCAGAGGGAAAUUCGAAAUAAUGUAAUAUUACUCUGUAAAAACAAUGAAUUGUCGGCCAAACUGUUGCAUUAGUUUGAUGAAAACAGGAUGGAGCUGCAGUUGGAGGUUGUGUUAUCGUCUUGCAUUAAACGGAAGAAACCAUGGCCGCGGUUCUGUUGGCUGGGUUUGGAGAAGGAGUCGGUUUUCUUACUGGAUGACAGGCGGAUAAGCGAGAUCAACAUGAUCUCUGGUCGCACUAGGAAGAAGACGCCCAAACUUCACCCCUUACUCCCCAGGGUGGUAACCAUGGCUGCAUCUCAGAGUGGCAUGUGGCUUGCAGGGCUGCUAGAGUCAGGAGAGAUGUUUCUAUGGAGCAGGGACAAAGAUUCCUUGAAGACGGUUUCAGCUGUCCCCGAAGUAUCUCAGAUGGUUUCCGCUGCUCAAGGGUCACGCAUCCGCCUGUCCCUCCUGGUGUCUGGCGAUGGGAUGCGUGUUCUCCUGGUGAGCCCAGCCGGACAGGUGUUCCUCUGGGAGUGUGUGGACGUGCGUGACCUGGCGGGGGUGAGGGAUGGCCCUGCCAGGGGCGUCUGGGCUCACAUCCACUCCCCUGGGGACUGGAGGGCUCCCUCUCCACAGGACAAGGAGACAUCUCGGCACAGUGUCUUCGUCAGGACAGAUGCUUUGGGGGACGUGUGCUUGUCGGCGUUUGUUUUCAGCGACGGAGAUAAACUGAGUGUUACUUUUCUGAAGAUCCAGUGGGAGGAAGGCCAGGGUGGCAGAGUCGGUUCUGUGGGAUACAGUGUGCGCUGGGUCACCAAGACGUACCCGCUGACCAGCCUCAGCCCGCCCUGCCGGCCGGUGAAGUCCAGGGGGGCGCUGGUGUCAGCCUUCUCCCCCGAUGGUCAGCUGUUAUCCAUAGUCCUGAACCAGAGAGACCCAAGGGCUACGCAGGUGCUCUUCGUCAGCACGCAGAACUUCGUGAGCGUGUCCAGAGGACUGGGGGGCUGCGGCAGCAAGAAACUAGCCAUCCCCUCGAAAUACGUGAGGUCGUACUGGGUGGGCAGCGUGAGCUGGUCUGCAGGGGGUCUCCUGCUGGCCUGCGUGCUGAAGAGAGGCUCCCUCCUCAUGGUGGGCCGCCUGGGCGGCCUGCUCUCCCUGUCCACCUCCGGGUGCAACGUGGACUUCAGCCCCGCACAUUUCCUACCCUUGCACCCACUGGUCACCUACAAACCUCCGGUCUCCGUGGGGACGAAGGACGCCUCUCUGUCCAGCUCCAGCAUGUCGGCCCGGGACCUCCUGAGACAGCGGUUCUCUGUGACGUGGCACCCCCGCCUGCUCUACCUCAUCGUGUCGGACGGGUACAUGGCUACGGUCCUGAGGACCGCAGAGAAGCCCUCGUCUGCGUCCCUGCUCAGGGCAGCGCUGCAAGACACCAGCCGCAGCCUGGAGAGAGCCAGCACCGCCCUGGAGCACACUCAGCCUCAUGCCAGAUCCUGGUUGGAGUCUGUAUCCUGUCUGAAGCAGAGCAGCAGCUUGGAGGAAGUGAGACCCAGGACCUUAUCAGUGUCUCCUGCCCCCGCCACAGCCCCGGCCCCAGAUACAUCCACCUCUACCCUGCCUCUCUUCCUGCAGGACCAGGGCACCCUGGGAGACACCAGGGAGAUGCUCCAGAGAGUCCAGGCCAUGUUUGAGGAUGACUCGGAUAACGAGGGCCUUCCUGCUGGCUCCCACGGACAGGAUGGAGGUCGUCUGGAGUUUGCCUCCAUGUUUGACACCCUCCACGCCCUCUCAGACACCCUGGUGGACCCCCACCCAGACCCAGACUCUGACUCUGCGGACUCUGACAGGAAAGCUCCCCCGGUCAUCUCAGAGCUCCGCAGGGCCCAGGACAGCCUGCUGACGGCCUGGGCUCUGGGGCUGUCUCUAGGGGGCGCCCUGGAGGGCAGAGAGCGCCUCCUGAGGUACGCCGUCCGGUGCGCCGUCCGCUUUGCUGCGCUCCUCCGUCUGACCACCCACCCCGGCACGUACGCCAGGAAGAAGAAGAAGAAGAAGAAGAGGGAGAAGGAGACUCGUUCGUUCUCCUCUCUCCUCCUCCGUCUCCUCAGAACUCUCGUCUCCUUCCUCCCCUGGGACGGCCUUGGCGCCGGCGGGCGCAGCUGCCUGGGAUUGGUUGUGGAGCUCAGCCAACAGCUGGUCAGCCUGCUGCUCUCCCUGCCCCCUGGCCCGUGUCUGAUUGGCCGGGCGGAUGGUGGACCCACCUCUCAGAGCCUAUCCACAGCCAUACUUAUGCUCCAGCUGGUUUCGCGCAGUCUGGACCACACCUACAGCCUGCAGCAGGAAACACCCUGGGGGUCCUCCCACCUCCAGGGGGUGCCGGGCCAGCCCCCCUGGCCCACGGACGCCUACCGUGUGCCUUUGUUGCAGGAGGAGGAACUAGGGAUGCCCAAGCAUAUACAAGAAGCGCUCCCUAUACCGCAGAGACCCUCCAGCAGGUUGGUGGAGGUGUGGCAGUCAGUCUACAAGCUGACCCUGCAGUACUGGGAGGAGCUGAGGGGCGAGGGGCAGGGGGAGGAGCUUGAUCGCGUGUCUGUCCUCCUGUCCCGCCUCCAGGCCUCUCUCCAGGGGCUGGGGGAGGAGCUGGGGGCCGGCCCCGCCCUCUCGACCCACACAGGUGAACGUCACUUCCUGUUUGGGUCGUACAGAGAGAGCGUGGAUGCAUGGAGGGCUGAGCUGGAGGCGGUGAGAGAGAGAGGAGGUGGGCGGGCCGCCUUCGUGGAGACCCGGCUGUGUCUGGCUCUGCUGUACGGCCUGCUGUUCCGGUACCGCCUGAGAGAGGCCCAGGCCCUGGGGGACCACAUGGCUGCUGUGCUGCAGGCCCAGACGGAAGCUCCCCGGCAGGGCCGGACCCACAGAGAGGCCGCCUGUGCCGUGGUUCAGAGUCUGGGCAGGUUCAUGGCCUCCUACUUCACCAACCAGCCCCUCCUGAUCCUGCCCCCCCACAGCGUGGACGUCCUGCCCCCCCUCCACCUGCCCCACGGCCCUGGCGUGGGCCGCUUGGUGCCCCUGUGCCAGGAGCGCGUGGCGGGGGCGGUUCGGGGACAGCAGCUGUCAGAGGUGUGGACGGUGGGCUACGGCCAGGACCUGCUCCUCCAGGGGGGGCUGUUGCCUGAGGUGGUCUGGCUGGCGCACCGGCUGGGGGACUGGAAGGCCGCUGUCUCCGUGGGUCUGGCCUACACCACCUACUGCAAGGAGCACAGCGACUUCACCAGACUCAGGUGGAGAGAACUACAUCUCCCAGCUGCCCUUGAGCCUGAGAGCAUAUUUCAGGAUCAGUUGGAAGCUCUGCUGGGCCGGAAGGCUGGGGCAGAGGAGUCCCAUGGAGACCAGGACACACACAGCAGCUUCACAGACUCUCUGGAAGGGGAGGACAUGGAGCAGCUGCAGGCGUCUGUGCAGGAGAUCUUGAAGGCUUCCGUCAUGGCGGGGGUAGACGUCCUGUCCCGGCCCCUGGUUGCCCUCCUGGAGGCAGCCAGAGACCUGGCCUCCUGCCUGCCUGCCCUGGUGCCCUCAGGGCUCUACCUGCCCGCCCCUCCCCUCUACUGCCCCCAGCCCACUGCCAACACACAGGACCCGUCGGGGACGCAGGGGGAGCGGGCGGAGGAGUGUUCCCGUCACGGCGUGUCCGGGGCUCUCCAGCGGGCGCUGCUGCUCCUGAGGGGCGCACGCUGCACCCGUCCUGCUGCCCAGUGGUACGUCAGCCACCUGCGGCGCUCACGCCACCUCCUGCACAAGGUCCGGCUGAAAUACUCCCAGCAUCAUCCUGGUCGACCUCGUCCUCCUCAGCCCGAGGCCCAGGCAGAGUCCUUACCCGAGGGCCUGCUGAAGCUGGUGACCCAGGGGGGAUUCUUCAAGCAGGGUCCUGGAGGAGACCGAGUCCUGGAUCCUGUCACCAUACAGACUAUCAUAUGUUUCAGAGAGCUGUGCGGUCUGUGCUGGAUGCUGCAUGUCAGAGACCAGCUCUCGCUCACAUGCAGGAAGUACCAGGCCGCUAGGAACUGUGGGAAAGACCCCAAGGUCCCUCAGGCACCUGCUGACUCUGGGGUGACAGCUUCCUGUGUGGAGGCUGACUCUGGGGUGACAGCUUCCUGUGUGGAGGCUGACUCAGGGGUGACAGCUUCCUGUUUGGAGGCCCUGCGCUGGGCCCGCCGCUUCCUGCCCUUCUCCCGCUUCCUGAACGCUGAGGAGAUCCUCCAGGACACCCUCCUCAGCCUGGUGUCUGAGCUGCCCCCUUCUGCCCUGGUGGCGGACACCUUGGCGGGGGCCUUCCCUGACGAGGAGGAGUCAGUCAGGGUUCCACUGAGGGAGAAGUACAGCUGUCUGCUGCAGAGGCUGAGGCACUGCACUGUCCCAGCCUCGCAGCUGAGCGGUGAGGAGGAGGAGGAAGAGGAGGGGGGGGAGAUGAUGACCAUCCUGAUCCGGGACAAGCUCCGACAGAGGAGGAAGCACCAGCGGCGCCUGGCCCGUCACCUGGCUCCCCCAGAGCUCCACCUGUGGGAGAGGGAGGAGGCGGAGGAGGAGCGGGGCCGCUCGGCCGUCCUGCUGGAGAGGUUCUCCCUGGGGGCCAGUCUCAGCACCAGCACCCUGACCGACUGUGGGCGCCCCCUGGUGUACAGCGAUGGAGACACGGGGGAGAACACCUCCGAGGCCCUCUCUCCAGACCUGCAGAGGGCGGCUCGCAGUAAGAAGGUGAAGGUCCAGGCCAAAGCUGUGGUGGCUAAACGAGGCGUUAGGAAGGCUGAGAUCAUCCAAGAGGAGACCCAGAGUGGAGCCGUGCCAGGGCAGGACCCAGCAGCCCAUGCCCAGUCCCGGGCCCCCUCUCUGGGCCUGCCCGUGGUCGGCACCUGGGAGUUUGAGCUGGAGGACGAGGAGUACCUGCGUUUCCUGGAGCUGUUCCUCUUCUACGUGCUGGAGAGGGACGGCCCCGGGGGCGGGGCGUCGGACAGGGACCCCCCCUUGCUCCGGGGCUUCUGCUCGGAGCUGAGGAAGACCGAGCUCCACUCGCUCACCUUCGACGUGCUGACCACGCUCCACCGCCACCGCCGCCAGCGAGACGGGCGCCGCGCCCCCGGGAGGGCCGAGGGAGCCGCCGGCCCCGUGUUCCGAGCGGGCAACUGCUACGCGGCUCCUCCCGACUCCGCCCAGCCUCCUCCCUCGUCUCUCCGCGUUGACCCCUCCGUCUCCAGAUCCAGCCUCUCUGCCCUGCCUCUCCCCGGGCUGAAGCCGGGCAAGCAGCUGGGUUUGUUUGGCCUCAGACAAGAGGGCAGCCCAGCCCCGGAGCCCGCCACCCAGGGAGGCCGCUCGGGCUCCGAGCCGUGCCCCAGUCCGAGCUCUCUUCCCUGGGAGCAACCAUCCGAGAGCUGGGCGUCUGGAUCCCUGGUCCCCAUGGAGGCUGUGGAGCUCCAGCAGGAGAUGGACCCCAAACUGGAAGCCCAGUUCCCCAGGCUGGGGAGGUUGCUGGAGUGGAUGGUACGCUGGGCCGACAAGAGGGUCCUGCUCCGCCCGCCCGACAGGAAGAGGGAGAGGGGGGUGGUGGGGGGCGGGGGGGUGGUGAUCCGGGUCAAAGCCUCGGCCCCUGCCGUCCUCACCGCCCUCAGCAUGCUCCAGCUCAGAUACGCCGUCGCCCUGCUGGCCGCGGACCACCACUACGCCCCCGCCCAGGGCCAGGAGAGACUGUGGACUGUUGCCCCAGUUCUGGAGCCUGAGGUGGGGGUGACGGUGGAGAGGGAGAGGGAGAGCAGUGUGGAUACUGGCUACCCUGCCUCAGCCGGCACCCCCCUCACCCUACCUGACCAGGAGCCCCGACAUGAAGACCUCUCCUAUGGGUCCCAGACCGAGGGGGAGGAGCCAGCACCGUACCGGGACACCUCACCACGCUAUGACCAGGAGGCGAUGACCUUUGAACUCGAGGAGAGAGGAGCGACCUUGCGACAACCCUCACCAGAUGACCUUACCUCUGAACGCGAAAAUGGCAGUCCUGGGGAGGAUGACGUCAGAGCGUCGCCCUCCGUCUCCCCUCCAAGUGCCCAGCCGAACAGCCCCCCCUCCUCCCUGCUCAGCACCCAGGACAGGGUUAUGACGCUAGCAGACCUGCAGAGCGCCCGUAGAGAAGAAGCCAGCUCCAGCUUCCAAGAUGAGGAGGUGGACAAUCAGUCGAGCCUCGAUAAUCUGGGGAUAGCGCCUUCUGAUACUGAUGGAGAGACGUCAGCCAAGAGUGGCCACAGUGAAGCUCCAGGACCAGGCUCCCCGCCCCAGCCCGACCUACACCCCCUCCCCAUGACAGGGUCUCCGGCUGGGGCUCACACAGCCAGCUCUGCCCCUGGAGCUCCAGGCCUCCAGGGCACCUCCACCUCUUCUCCCCUGCCUGCCCCCAGCCAGACUCCCCUCACCCAGGCAGACCCUGUCAGACAGCUGCUACAGGAUGAGCUCUUUAAGCUGGUGCAGUUGCAGCAGGUCAACUUCAUGAGUCUGAUGCAGGUGGUGGGGGCCUCCUUCAACAGCCUCCCUCACCUUCAGCAGAUCAGCCUCCAGGCCCAGCCCAGCCUCCACCCCCCCCAGCCCAGCCUCCAGGCCCAGCCCAGCCUCCACCCCCCCCAGGCCAACAUCCCUCAACCUCAAACUUCUGUUCCACUGACUGUUUCUUAUCAGACCUCCACACCCAACCCCCAAGACCACCCAGGACCCCAGGGCUCCAGGCAGCCUCGUCCAGCCCCCUCCAGCCCCACACAUAGGGGGGAAACCCCCUCUGAUCGCCCCCCUGUCCGCAGCCACCUCCAGCCCUCCAUGGAACCCCCUGUACCAAUCUCCCACCUGUUGUCUGUCCAUCCUGGUCCAGCAGGAGGCUUCCAAGGGGAGGGAGCGGGGUGGAUCCCCUCCUCCCAGGGGCUACUGACCACCGUGGACCCCCUGCCUAGGCCCGCCUCCAGCGCUUCCUUCUUACCCCCCCACGGGGGUCGCAAACAUGACAACCCCGCCCCCGCCUCCGUUGUGUCAGGACUGAAGCUGCUUCAGCUCCACCCCUCCCUGCUGUCCCUGCCGCCGCCCCCCCCCGGAGCCCCCGUAAGGGAGGCCUGGGGGCCACAUCCUGGGGGGAGAGGCCAAGCGGGGCCCUCCCACCUCAACCUCAGCCUGUACGACCCCGUGACCCUGAGAAGGUCUCAGGAGGAGGAGAGGAGGGGGUGGAGAGGCGGAGGGGAGGAGAGAGAUGCCACAGCUCCACCUAAACACCUGAAUCUGGACCAGUACUCCCACCAGACCCCCCUCCACCCUCCACCCAGAGGCACCCAGCCCCCAGAGCACCACACGCAGGCCUCCAGGGGGGCCGAGCCCGCCCACAGACUUCCGACACUCCCGCCCCACAGGCCCCACUCUAUCCACGGCCUCCCCUUGCUACACUUCCCCAACCCUGGCACACACACCUCCAUCAGCCUCCCUCACUUACCCCUCCCACUCUGCUCCACAUCCCUGGCCCCCCCACCCCCCUCGGGCCCCCCCACCAGGCUCCAGCUGCUCCACAGAGACCCAGACCCCCCCAGCAUGAUGGCUCCCCCAGCCGGCCGCCAGGCCAGCGUGGCCAGGCUCAUCCCCCUGGAGGAGCUGAUGAGCUGGGCCCUGGGCAGGGAAGCGCCUGGAGGGUCCAGGAUGCAGCUGCUCAGGGUGGACCCCCAGACUCGGGGCCCCGCCCCGGCUCGCACGCCCUCCUCCACCUCCAGCAAGAGGCAGGUGAGGAGAGAGCAGAGACGGAGGGAGGGCCAGGGGUCAAAGGUCAGCUUCAGACCCGGAAACUCCAUCAUCCCACCUCCACAGCCCACUGAGGAAGAACCUGCGGAGUCUGCUGGUGGGGAGGGCUUGGUCUUCCCAUUAGGGACGUUUGCCUCUGAGCUGAGCGGUCAGGGCCUGGUGGCCAGGGCCUUGUCCACCACGGCAGAGCUCCACGCCUUCGCCUCCACCCACAAGAGGCCCCCGGACAGCCAGGACGCCUGUACCAACACAGAGACAGGCUCUCCUCCUUCCCUGGCUGAUAAAGCUGUUUCUCCUGGCUCCCCAGCAGUUGUUCCUGAAACAGUGGGCUCCGCUGCGGUUCUCCCUCCUGAGUUGUUCCUGAACCUGCGGUUCCCCAGAGAACCUGCAGACCAGGCUGCUGUGACGCCCUCGCAGUUCAUCAACGUGAUCGAUCUGGAAGAUUCUGCCCUCCUCCAGGAGCUACCCUCUCGCCCCCAGCCCUCCCCUCCCACCUCCGCAGAGCUCCACCUCCUCGCUGCCUCCGUCACUAACUCCGCCCGGCCACAGAUGCCCACUGCCAGCACCAGCAGUCAAGACAAGGUGCCCCAAGGUUCACCAGAUGUCUCAAUGUCCUCUCCUCCAGGGACCCCCUCCGAGCCUGGGGGAGACCCCGAGAUGGUCACCCUGCCUCAGGGGAGGAGAGGCCGAGGUGGGGCCCUGGAGGCCUGGAAGCCCUCUGGGAUCCAGGUCUCUGCCCACCUGUCAGAGAUGGACGCCCAGCUGUCUGCCCUGCAGGACAUCGCUGAACACAUGGAGAGGGAGUUCUCCAACACCAGGCUGCUGGUGAAGACCAUCGAGACCCUGGCUCCAGGCAUGGCUCCAGAUGAGGAGAGGACACACAUGAACAAGACUGUCACUCUGGCCGUGUCACCUGAAGCGUGGAGACCUCGGCCUUCCCUGCCCCUCGUCACUCGACCGUCAGGUUACCAUGAAGAGGAGGAGGAGGAGGAGGAGGAAGGUCGAGAUACUGAGAUAGUCAGUUCAGCUCCGGGCGGUCCGAAUCUGCACCUCUCUCUUUCUUCUCCCUCCGCUGCAGUCCGGAACACCUCCAGCCACCACAUCCCCACAGAUUCAACGUUCAACAUGGCUGGAUCAUCCACAAGGUGGCCUGACCUCAGUGGGCUGAGCGAUGUGGCAGACAUCUUGGGAGAGCUGGUGAGGGACGGAGCCAUGUCCCCCUCGGCCCUGGGCCUGUCCUACAGCCAGGCUGCCCACCUGGGGAGGAGGGCGGGGCAGCAGGGCGCGCGGGCGGAGGAGGAGAGGCGGGAGCUGAGGAUGUGGAUGAGGAGGAAGCAGAGGGAGAGGACGGUCGAGUACCACAGACAGAGGGAGGAGAAGAGAGAGAGGGAGCGCAAGCCUUUCAAACCCUCCGUCGCUUCAAAGCCAACUUCCAAGGUCUUGGACAUCAAUAGGAAAAACAAGGAGGAGAAGGACAAGAUUCUACUGAUGGAGCACCACAACCAGAGAGCCCAGGAAGCCUGCUCCCUGAUCACAGACCUCCUCACAACCCCUCUGAGCCUGCCCGUGGCCUCCGCACGACCUCUGGCCUCCCCACAACCUCUCCCCUCUCAGGUCACAAGCAGCACGCGAAGAGGUCCUAGGGGGCGGAGCUUGUCUGUUGCGUUGGAGAAGAGGAGGAGCGCCUCGGCCCUGCUGGGACGGACCCGCUCCCUGUCCUCCACCCGGCCGGCCCCGCAUGUCCAGGGGUCGUCUGGGGGUCAGGGGACCCUGAGCAGCAGACUAGGCCUCCACCGCCCAGCGAGCGUCUUGCCGAGGGACCGGCUGUCCCAGGUGACCCGGCGGGGCAUGCUGUCUGAACAGAGGAGCAGGACGGGGAUCCACUCCACCCCCCACGGGGAAACACUCACCACUGGACAUGAGCGGUGGAGAGAGCUGAGCCAGUCCCCUCCUGGACGGAGAGGGGGAGGAGGGGCGAGGGAGAGGAGGGAGCAGGCGGAGGAGAGGGAGGUGGUGAGCCCGUGGGACCCCCCCCCAGAGAUACGCAGACUCCUGGGUCUGGAAGGCUCAGACCCGGGACAGAGUGUGGCAGGAGUGUCAGAGGACCGUGUGGCAGGAGCCAGAGGAGGAGCAGCUGGGCUGGAGACCCUGUCUGACAGCACCGGCAGCAUCCUCAGCAAGCUGGACUGGGCCGCCAUCGAGAGGAUCGUGGCUGGAGAGGGCUAGUCUGGGAGGGGGUCGGCUUGGAGCGGCACCAACGAGGAAGAGAGAGUGCAGAGCAAGAUGGAGGAGGCCACCAUAGCUUCUGUCACAGAGAUGGACUCUUGCUAAUAGGCCUGUGUGGUUGUGUUACUUCAUUAAUUCACCAGACUUUUUGAAUAGUCAGUUUGUGUGUGCUUCAGUCCGUGUGACAGAUUUUGUUAUUUAUUAUGUACAGGAAUACAAUAAUUAUCCUUUGCUCACUUCUCAAGAAAAAGUUUAUAAAGUUUGAAUUU
Molecule: messenger RNA, 10372 nt
Organism: Osmerus eperlanus (European smelt)
Lineage: Eukaryota; Metazoa; Chordata; Actinopteri; Osmeriformes; Osmeridae
Gene: cplane1
Product: ciliogenesis and planar polarity effector 1
Exons: 48
Coding region: 189-10103 (3304 amino acids)
Biological process (GO): cilium assembly
Cellular component (GO): ciliary transition zone
Source: RefSeq, a predicted model, not a curated record